Molecule: messenger RNA, 3171 nt
Organism: Tetrahymena thermophila SB210
Lineage: Eukaryota; Ciliophora; Oligohymenophorea; Hymenostomatida; Tetrahymenidae
Product: transmembrane protein, putative
Exons: 2
Source: RefSeq, a predicted model, not a curated record
AUGCUAAAAAAUAAUAAUUUACCCUUGAUAGCAGCUGGCGCAUCUCUCACUUCUUUAGGUAUUGGCUACUUACUAGUUAAGCAAUAUUUAAGCAGUAAAAAACUAUCUCCCUAUGUAGAAGCUUUGGAUAACGUAUUAAAUAAAAGUAAUUUAAUGAAGAGAAAGAAUAAAAAAGGCAAGAACGCUAAUAAGAAAGCUCAAUUUGAUGAUAACCAAUUAAUUCAUAAAAAUAGCUUUUAAAAUGCUGAAGACGAUGUAAAAAAUACUUUGAUUGAGUCAAGGAAUAAAAAAAAUUAAAGAAUUCUUGAAAACGAAAAUUUCUUUGAAGAGCUAAAUGAAGAAGAAGAGUUAAAGAAAUCUCUUGAUGAUUUUGAGCAAGUCAUUAAUUCAAAAAUUAAAAUUAGCUCUGCUCACUUCGAUGCUCUGGGAAGAAGUAAAGAUAUAAGAAGACGCAAAGAAAGCGCUAAGAAUGAAUUUUCAGAAAUGAUUUCUGAAGAACUCUAAUGCUCUGCUGGAGUUAGCAAUUCAGUGUGCCUAGCAAGAGUUGAUAAUGAAGCCUACAUUUGUCUAACAUGUGAUAAAAUAAAUGAAAAAAAAAAGAACAAUAAUUUGAAUCAAAACAAUUUAUCCACUGAAGAUGAUGAUGGUGAAGAUAUUGAUUAUUUUUAAGAUAAAGAUGAAUGUGAUGAAAUGGAUGAAGAUUCAGAUAGAUAUAUAAAUUAAUAGCUUGAUAUAUUGGGUGUACAAAAAGGAAUAUCUCAAGUUUAAAUUAAAAAAGAUCCUAAGAAAAAGAAAUAGAGAAAAAAUACAUAUCCAAGUUUAAAUUAGUGCUAAUUUUAUUGUUGGAAGUGCAUUUAAGAGCACCAUUAAAAUCAUAUAGUAUGCUAGAUUUCUUCUUAAUCUUGUUAUAUCAAUACUAAUCCAAAUUUGAAAUAGAGUGUAAGCUUAUUAAGAUCAGACUAAAAUAGUGCUUAAAUUUAUUCACCUAAGUUAAAUGCAGAAUAGUAAAUUUAUCUUUCUGUAAUUAGGGAACAGAUGGAGAUGUAAUAGUUAAACAGUUAAGCUAUUGGAUUGUAUUGCUGUUCUAUUGAGUAAAUUUUAGUCACUGAAGAAAGCAUUCCUCUUUAAAUUGAAAACCAUCUUUCAUAAGAACUCAAUUUAAUUUUCGACUCACUUUUUGACAGAGUUAAACAAACUUAAACAGAUGAAUUCAAUAAUCUCCUUCAUAUUAUACUCAAAAGAAUCGAUGAUAUCAUGCUUGAUAACAAUAUUCUAAUUUACAUAAUGGGAAGAAUUUUAAUUAAAAAGAAUAUCAUAGACCGCAUUCUACGUUGCGAUAGUCUUGAAUCUCAUAACUAAAAAAAAUUCAGUGAGAUUCUUAUGAAGAUGGCUAAAAUUGAUAUUUCUCUCCGCUCAGAAAUUGCAGUUAUUUUGCUUUAAGAUUUUAAGUAUGUUUUUGUAUCACAUAUUCUCAGCUCUGCUUUACUUUUUAUGCUCAAAUCAUCUCAAGUUCGCCUAUAUGCAACUCAAAAGUUAAAUAAAACUUCCUAAUUUUGUGCAGGUUUGUUAAAUAUGAAAAGUAUAUUUGAAAAAUUUAAAGAUUCUUAUAAAUACCGCAACAAGCUUAUGCGUUGCUUAUACAUUACGCGUGCUCUCUGUGAAGAUAAAAUCUUUGUGGUUGAAGGAAUAUUAAACAAAUCCACCAAAUAAUUCUCUGAACUUUUAUGCGAUGUAGCACGUUAUCUGGAGAAAAAGUCAAUCAUCCACCGUAAAGAUUUAAUGAAAAACAUAAUCCACACAAAUAUUGCAGAAGAAAUAUUUUAUUUAAAAAACCUUGACUUUUCCUUCCGUCAACUUUUUAGUGAUGUUAUCUAAAAUGCUCACUUCGCUCCUGAAAAAUACCGUUAAUAGCUUUGGUAAAAGCUAAGCUUUUACUUAAAGCAAAACAUAGAAAACUUUGCUUAUGAUGUAAAUUAAAUCGAAUCAAACAAUUAAGAAGUAAAUUCUCACAAAGAUAACUAUUCAAAAGAUUAUAUUUAUCUUAAUAUAACAUCCUUAAAUAUGAUGACAAUUAUGAAAAGAGACAUUAGAUGCAAUAGAAUUUGUUUAAACUUUGAAGAUUUCUCUUAAGAGUCAAAGAUCAUUACAAAAAAAUACAUUUUUGCUGAGUAAGAAGGCUACUAAAUUCUAUUACUUCACCAUUACGGUAGUGUUGUUAAUAAUCCUUAAAAUAGAUGCUUGUUUGAGCAUGUUAAAAAUAUUUACGGAUUUCCUGAGUUAGGUGAUUUUGAUUUGAUAACAUACCUUUAAUAAUCUAUUAGUGAUAGUAAAUUUAUCAACGAAAUAUUCACUAAAAGUAAUUUUCCAUGCUAUGAUCUUUAUUAAAAUUUAAGAAUACUCUUCACUGAUUUCCCUAAUUAGUUAGGCUAGCUUUUAAUUAACUUAUUUUAGAUCAAUCAUUAAUAAAUGCCUUUAAGUGUUUUGAUUGAAGAACUUUUAAGAUAUAUUCAUAUCGAUAAUUUGUCUAGCCUUAAUUUAGACGUUUUCUGUGAAAAGGUAAUAGAUAAAUAAAUACUGAAUCAAUAUGAAAGCAAAUACCGUAAUUAACCUAUAUACAAACUAAAAGAACUUUAUUACAGUGAAUUCUUCCCUUUGAUAUUUAGCAAAUACCCUGAGGAUUACGAAAAAUUAGUGAAACAAUAAUAAUUGACAUUUAAAUUAAAACAAUUCGACAACCAUUUAACUAAGCAAAUUGGUAAUUAAAUACUCUCUGGUAGUUCUGAUUCUUCUGAAGAAUAAAUUCUUAAUGGACCUAAAAUAUUAAAUGCUAAUUUCUUCAGCUCAAAAUCCAACAACAAUGAUAUAUUUGGCAGCGAUUAUGAUUUUAUUUUACUUAAAGACAGACUUAUUACUUUCCAUUCUUCAGUUAUGGAUAAAAUUAUACCAACAACAAAGGCCUUUUUCAUGAUAGAUAGAGAAGAUCCUAUAUUGUGCACUAUCAUAUAAAUUUAUAUUAGAAUCAUAUUAUUUUAAACCGAAGCUGCACCUAAUUAAUUCAUGAAAUCAACUCCUGUUCCCUCAUAAAAAUCUCCUUUAAACAUUUCAAACUUAAUACCUGAAAAUAUGAUGUUGAGUAUUUAAAAUCUCAUUUUCAAAACCAACCAACUAUGA